Talaromyces stipitatus ATCC 10500 is the source of this 1203-nucleotide messenger RNA. RefSeq lists its product as uncharacterized. The record is from RefSeq and is a predicted model, not a curated record. The transcript has 2 exons. Lineage: Eukaryota; Fungi; Ascomycota; Eurotiomycetes; Eurotiales; Trichocomaceae. The coding region runs from base 1 to 1080 and encodes 359 amino acids. Gene Ontology annotation, molecular function: (3R)-hydroxyacyl-[acyl-carrier-protein] dehydratase activity. Gene Ontology annotation, cellular component: mitochondrion.
AUGCUUGUUUCGCGCACUUGUAGACUGUUAUCCAACAAGAAUGCCUCCCUGAUCUUCAAGCGCACAGUAUCGUCUUCCAUCGACCCAUCCCUACUUCGCCAUGAGCUCACAACACGGCGCCUACCGCUAAGCUACGAUUAUCUCACUCCACAGCAAUCUCAUCUCUUGAAUCUGUCGCUCCCAGAACUUCUCCAAUUAGAGAACCAUGGCGAAGAUCAGAGAAAGCUGCCUUCCAUAACGCAGUCGAAUUGUAUGCCUCCGGGACACCAUCUCGUGUACUUUCCUCCACAGGUUACAUUAUCUGAGCUGCUACCAGACGGUACCGAUGUUCUACAUACGCCUGGGGAGCCAUUUAAUCGCCGACUAUGGGCUGGUGGUAAAAUCACAUUCCCACAGUCCCGUGGUAGUGCCGGUGGUCUGUUGCUUAACGGCCAGCGCGCGGUCUGCGUGGAAAAUAUAGACAACGUCGAUGUACAAGGACCCGAAGGUGACGAAAGAGUACUCAUCACGAUAGACCGACGCUUCACAUCGGUGCACGAAUAUGAGGAUGAAAUGCAAAUCAGGGCGAGUGUAGCGAACAAUAACAGCGAAGUCCUGAUGGAGAAACGCAUCUUGUACUUUAUGCGGGAUCUCGAUUCAGAAAUUCAGCAGACCGAGCGAGACAGGAAGAGUAGGAUUGUAAAAGCUCCUACAAAUCCUGAUAUCAGUUAUACAAUGACGCCGACCAAAGCUCUAUUGUUCCGUUUCUCUGCCUUGACAUUCAACGCCCACUUGAUCCAUCUUGAUCGCCCUUAUGCGCGAAAUACAGAAGGCCAUCAUGACAUUCUAGUUCAUGGGCCGCUGACUGCGGUCUUGAUGCUUAGUCUGCUGUCCAACUAUUUAUCAAAACUAGGACUCUGUGUCAAAGAAUUCGAGUACAGGAAUUUGGCACCAUUGUAUGUUGACGAGGAACUACGAGUCUGUGUAAAGGCAAAACAGCAGAGCCCGGACGCAUUGGGCUCGUUGGGGGUAUGGAUUGAAGGACCACAGGGUGGUCUUGCAGCGAGAGGGACUGCUCGGGCUGCUCCGAUAAAGAGCUGAUAUUUCAUACAGAACAUGUUUCUUGUAUUGAAGCUCUCGUACCAAACCCGUUAUGUAAAUAUGUUUGUGACGAUACGGUACCCAAUCACUUCUACCUGAUACCGGAACAACUAUACUCCGUGG